This is a messenger RNA of Dictyostelium discoideum AX4, 303 nucleotides long. RefSeq lists its product as hypothetical. NCBI's taxonomy places the organism in Eukaryota, Evosea, Eumycetozoa, Dictyosteliales, Dictyosteliaceae. The coding region runs from base 1 to 303 and encodes 100 amino acids. The record is from RefSeq and is a predicted model, not a curated record. The transcript has 2 exons.
AUGGAUUCAUUUUCAUUUAAAUUUAAUAAUAAUUAUAAAACAAAUGAAGUUUAUUUAAAUGUUUGUAUUGAACUAUUACCAAUUACUAAUAUUGUAUUAAAUUCAACAAUUCAAACAUUUCAACCAACAAUAACAAUAAAUACAUUACAACCUCAAUUAAAUAGUUCGGCAGAGCAAGAAAAUAAAGAAAAUAAAACCAACAGUGACAGUUUUAGUUCAAAUGAAAACAUAUUAAAUAAGAAACAAAAAAAUGAAAAAAUAACAAAUGACGGAAUUAGUUGGAUGGGACAAUGGAAUGAUUAA